AGAAACCGAUACCCGUAACACAUGGAGGGUGAUUGAUCCAGGUCUAGGUGUGUUGAGGACUGCUUAUCCUGAGAGACCACCAUGAAGUGUUUAUUGUUGUUACCUUUUCUGGCCUGUUUUUGGACUGGAAGCACUGGUAACCUUUCAAUCCACAGUAACAAUUUAGUGGCGAUGUUCUCCGAUUAUCUUACUGACCUGGAAAACAGACAAAUGAACACGGUUAUUCACAACCGGAAGCGAGACGUGGGGAGUGGAGCAACUGAACAAUUAAGGAUAUGUACCGGAAAAAAGGAUUGUGGAAGUGUGGUUCAGAAUUUUGGAUUUCUUUACGAUGCUGAUAGCGCCAUUGAAAUCUGCAACAGUAGCUUCGUAACGAAAGCUGACGGGGUGAAAUGUUUCGACAAAUACCCAAGCUGUGGAUAUCUGCGAGAUAAGUUCAAUGUCUGCGAGAAAAAAGAGGUGGUUGAAAAGCUGGGAUGCGAUCUUACUUGCGGGAAAUGUAAACCAGAGCCAAAGUUUGGAAGUCAGAAAUCAUAAAAAUUAUGUAAUACAUCAGAUUUGUAUAAGAGUACAAAGUAAAGCUUGUACUAAUGAA
Saccostrea cuccullata (small rock oyster) is the source of this 595-nucleotide messenger RNA. RefSeq lists its product as uncharacterized. The record is from RefSeq and is a predicted model, not a curated record. Lineage: Eukaryota; Metazoa; Mollusca; Bivalvia; Ostreida; Ostreidae. Bases 82 to 537 code for a protein of 151 amino acids. The transcript has 4 exons.